UUUACCCUGUGGCUGUGGUGGCCUACUGGCCUUUGGUUUCGCCAGUGUUUAGGGCCAAGAAUCAGCUGUCACCGUCACUGAAUAGGGCUUCCCCCACAAAAACGCAAGACAAAUCGAUUUCAGAGCCGUGUUUCACGAUUAUACAGCUGAAUCAACCCCAUCUCACACACACAUACAAACACACAAUCGAGCGUGAAAUUUCCCUUAAUGAUGAUGAUGAUCAAGACAAUGAGGAAAAUGUGACAUCUUGGUUUCCCACUUCUUGCAUUAGUAAGCCCCCAGUUAUGAAAAUACAAGUCAACAUUCAAUGCUUUUUCACAUGAUAUGAUCUCGCAACCAAGAAAAUUAAAGUACCCGCCUUCGACCUCAAGAUCAGGGAUAUAUAUAUAUAGAGAGAGAGAGACAGAGAGAGAGAAAGUGCUGAGAUUUGAAAGGAAAUGGCUUCGUCUGAAAAUCGAGAAAAUGUUAAGGGAUGGAAGAGUGCAUGGAGUUGGGGAAAGGGCUAUUUUAAAAAGAUUGUGAAUGUUGUGAUUUGUGUAGCCAAGGAUGCCAAGAAACUUGGAGAGGAAGAUCCAAGGAGAAUUGUUCACUCAUUUAAAGUGGGAUUAGCCAUAAGCUUAGUUUCCUUAUUCUACUACUUUGAUUUCUUGUAUGAAGGUUUUGGUGUUGCUGCUAUGUGGGCUGUCAUGACUGUCGUUGUUGUUUUCGAAUUUUCUGUCGGAGCAACACUUGGAAAAGGGGUGAAUAGAGGGAUUGCAACACUGUUAGGAGGUGCAUUAGGGGUUGCAGCGCAUCGUUUAGCAAUUUUGACAGGGGAAAAUGCUGAAUCUAUCAUACUCGGGCUAUCUGUUUUCUGGAUUUCUGCUCUAGCAACGUUCCUCCGAUUUUUCCCUAAGCUGAAGGCAAGAUACGAUUACGGACUUCUGAUAUUCAUCCUGACGUUCAGCCUAAUAUCGGUGUCUGGCUAUAGGGACGAUGAGGUUAUAGAAAUGGCACAUAAAAGAUUGUCCACGGUUAUGAUUGGUGGCUCUGCUACAGUACUGAUUUGCAUAUUCAUACGCCCAAUCUGGGCUGGUGAAGAUCUUCACAAUCUCACUGCCACUAACAUUGAAAAGCUUGCUAUUUUCUUGGAAGGUUUUGGACAAGAAUACUUUGAGACAAGGGACGAUAAAAACAAAGAGAAUAAAGCAUCAUUGGAUGGAUACAUAAGUGUGCUUAAUGUGAAAGGCACUGAAGAAGUGUUGGUGAAUUCUGCAAAAUGGGAACCUAGACAUGGUCGGUUUAGGUACCGGCAUCCGUGGGGGCAGUACCUUAAGGUUGGAAGAAGUAUAAGAGAAUGUGCUUAUAGAAUUGAUGCAUUGAAUGGCUAUCUGAACUCAGAGAUGCAGACACCAAUGGAAAUCCGAACUAAGGUUCAAGAACCAUGCACAAAGAUGAGCUCAGAAUGCAGCUGUGCUCUGAGAGAACUAGCAAAGGGACUGAAAACAAUGACUCGUUCAAUGUCUGCCGAUCCCCAUAUCAGAAACGCAAAAACUGCAGCCAAGAGUCUGAAAUCUUCGCUGCAAACCAGCCUGUGGCCCAACGCAGAUCUUCUUGACAUAAUUCCAGCUGCAACGGUUGCUUCACUGAUCGUAGAAAUUGUUUCAUGCACGAUUAAGAUAGCGGAUUCUGUCCAUGAACUUGCUUGCCUGUCGAAAUUCAAGAAUCCUGACGCAGUGAUUGCAAAUGAAACGGGGCAGGGAAGAGUGGCAGUAGCUUCAGAUAUCCAUGAGUCCCAUAGUGUAAAUUUGGUAGUUGAGUGAAUGGUCUGUCAUGAGACAAUGCAGGGAAACAACUGCUUUAUACGUACGUAUGGGAUAUAUACGAGGUGGAUGAUUUUAGGAGUUAUGAUAUCUGCAGUAUAAAACGCUGAGUUGAUGACUGUUAAUAGCAUCUCUCGCUUGCAGUCAACAAAGACGUGGUAGGAAAAUUUAUACUAUGUUAAGUGUAUAUUUUAAAUAUAAUGGA
Molecule: messenger RNA, 2007 nt
Organism: Sesamum indicum (sesame)
Lineage: Eukaryota; Viridiplantae; Streptophyta; Magnoliopsida; Lamiales; Pedaliaceae
Product: aluminum-activated malate transporter 2
Biological process (GO): malate transport
Source: RefSeq, a predicted model, not a curated record